GUAUAAUCUAUCUAGAGAGAUAUGAUUUAUUAAUUUAGUGGGUGUCAAUAAUACAUACUACAAACACACACACAUUCAGAAUAAAUCAUGGAUUAUCUAAAAUUCUCGUUAAUACUUUUGGCUGGAUUAUUUUGCUACUUUGAUAUUGGUCAUGCUAAGUCAUGCGUCACACCUGAUGGAGAUGACGGCGAAUGUCUUCACAUCGAUGCAUGUCCAACACUCAAAUCCGCGUUAUAUCGCAUAACCGGUCAAGAAGAAAUUAUGGAAACAAGUGAAUUUUUAAAUGCAUCCACUUGUAGCAUCGAUCCAGCCACUGGUGAUCGUAUUGUUUGCUGUCCAGAUGAAUCUGAAAUGGAAAAAGUACCAUUAGAUCCAAGUGAACAGAGAUUUGGUAAAAUUGAAUUACCUGAUCCAGACACUUGUGGUAUAAGUCAUGCUAAUGAUGCUUACUCCAGAAUUGUUGGAGGUUUCAAAGUAGCCAAAGGCCAAUUUCCAUGGAUUGUUGCAUUGGGAUAUAAUCGUGGUAGCGCCUACUAUCCAGAUUACGAAUGUGGUGGUUCCUUAAUUUCCCCCAACCAUAUUUUAACUGCUGCUCAUUGUAUUGAUAACCAACCGCUAGUUAAGGUCAAAAUUGGAACAUUAAACCCAUUCGGUUCAGCUUACAUGACUGGUGAUAUUGUGGAAUCAUAUAUGCAUGAAAAAUACAAUAAUGUUACAAAUGUUAACGAUAUUGCUAUUAUUAAAGUACAAUGGAAGAAUUCAAGAGGAAAAGUUACUGAUUUCACACCAAGCAAAACUGCCGAUACAAUUUGCUUACCAAAAACGGAUGAAUUACGUAAGAAGACUUAUGAACGAUAUUAUCCAUUCGUCACUGGAUGGGGUCUUCAAGAAUGGAAUAAAACUGAAUCUGCCAGCAAUAAAUUAUUAGCCGUUCAAGUACCCGUAGUAAAAAAUCAAUUAUGCUUCCAAAAAUACAAAAAUUUCAAACGUACCAUUAUCAAUCCAAACGUAUUAUGUGCCGGCUAUAUGAAAGAGAAACAUGAUUCAUGUCAAGGUGAUUCAGGUGGUCCAUUAAUGUUACCAAUCUUAGUUGAUGGUGAAUCACGUUACUAUCAAAUUGGUGUUGUAUCAAAAGGUUAUCGAUGUGCAUAUCCUGGUAUGCCAGCUGUAUAUACCCGUGUCAGUAAAUAUAUUGAAUGGAUUACCCAGAAAAUUAAUUUGUAAGCUCUUUAUACAUAUUUUAUUAUAAAUGAAAAUGAAUGGUUGGUUGUUGGUUAUAAUGUGGGUAUAUAUAUGGAUAUCUAUCUGUCUGUGUGACAGUGGGUGAUGGUUAAAAAGGAUAUAAAUAAAAUAAUUUAUUUCUAA
Messenger RNA from Chrysoperla carnea, 1365 nucleotides. RefSeq names its product venom protease-like. The record is from RefSeq and is a predicted model, not a curated record. The transcript has 6 exons. Gene Ontology annotation, molecular function: serine-type endopeptidase activity. Gene Ontology annotation, biological process: proteolysis. NCBI's taxonomy places the organism in Eukaryota, Metazoa, Arthropoda, Insecta, Neuroptera, Chrysopidae. The coding region runs from base 88 to 1224 and encodes 378 amino acids.